Dendrobium catenatum is the source of this 714-nucleotide messenger RNA. RefSeq names its product protein TIFY 5A. NCBI's taxonomy places the organism in Eukaryota, Viridiplantae, Streptophyta, Magnoliopsida, Asparagales, Orchidaceae. The transcript has 3 exons. The coding region runs from base 76 to 543 and encodes 155 amino acids. Gene Ontology annotation, biological process: regulation of defense response; response to wounding; regulation of jasmonic acid mediated signaling pathway. Gene Ontology annotation, cellular component: nucleus. The record is from RefSeq and is a predicted model, not a curated record.
UCCACAAAGGAGAAGGAUAUUUGAAUCUCAGUGAUAUAAACUGGUAUAAAAUUUGAAGGAAGAUUAAGGUGAAGAAUGGCGUCCGGCAAUAUCGAUUGUGACACAGAGCUCUCUCUAACGCCUGGCGGCCGGUCGAGCAGUAGCAGAAACCAAAGUGGUGAUGGAAGGCCGGGGGUGUCGGUAAGAGGUCCACCGGCGACCCCCGCCGCCGGCGAUCUGCAGCAGAAAAUUAGUAUUUUCUAUGGCGGCCAGGUUUGCAUCUGCGACGUCACUGAGAUUCAGGCGAGGGCAAUAAUAUGCAUGGCAAAGAGGGAGAUGGAGGAGAAGAUGAAGAGAAGCGGCCAGUCAGCUUCUGCUCUUGGUGGUUCAUGGCCGGAGCCGGCGCCGGCGCCGGACCACCAGGUACUGAAUUCGAGGUUGUCAAUGAAAAGAUCGCUGCAGAGUUUCUUACAGAAGAGGAAGACUAGAGCUUGUGAAAGCUCCACUCCGUAUCCCACUCAGAAGGAACAGAAUCUACACUCUGAUUCAUCUUCUUCCUCAUGACGUAGUGAUUGUAUCGCAGAGUUCGAUUUGUUCUUUUAGUAUUCAUUUGGUUUAUUUAAAUUGUGCUGUAGGACUGUAGGAGUACUAUCGAUCCCUUUGUUGGUUUAAGCGUUGAAUAUAUGUUAUCAGAAUAAUAAAAAUGAUUUGUAUAAAUGUAACAUCAAAACCAUA